UCGGUGCGGUGAUGAUGGUGUCCCCGUUUAUGUAGCAGCAGGAAGAGGAUGUUUGCUUCCAUUGAAAGAAUAAUAUCACCUGCUUGUACAUAUUUGUAACGUAGUGAACUGCUGUAGAGUUUUUCUGCGGACCCGGUGAAGAUUUAGACAGCUCACUCCCUCUCCCGGAGGCGGCCCGAAAACAUGUCCCUGUUCCAGUCGGCACUAGAUUUCUUAGCCGGGCCCGGCUCCUCCGGAGCGGCCAGUCGGGACCAAAAUGAUUUCGUCGGACAAGUCGUUGAACUCGGUGACAUGAAGCUGAGAAUCAGGAGGGUGAUCGCGGAAGGUGGAUUUGCUUUUGUAUAUGAAGCCCAGGACAUGAGCAGUGGUAAAGACUACGCCCUCAAGAGACUGCUGUCUAAUGAAGAAGAGAAGAACAAAGAAAUCAUACAAGAAGUCUGCUUCAUGAAAAAGCUGUCCGGUCAUCCAAAUACGGUUCAGUUCUGCUCUGCAGCCUCCAUCAGUAAAGAGGAGUCGGACACCGGGCAGGCUGAGUUUCUGAUCCUCACUGAGCUGUGUAAAGGUCAGCUGGUGGACUUUAUUAAGAGGGUAGAGCAGAAGGCUCCUCUAUCAUGUGACACUGUGCUAAAAAUCUUCUACCAGGCGUGCCGCGCUGUUCAGCAUAUGCACAAACAGAAGCCUCCCGUGAUACACAGAGACCUCAAGAUUGAGAACCUCUUGAUUAGUAACCAGGGCACCAUCAAGCUGUGUGACUUUGGCAGCGCCACCACAGUGUCACAUUAUCCAGACUACAGCUGGUCAGCACAGAAGAGGUCAAUGGUGGAGGAUGAGAUAACAAGGAACACCACUCCUGCGUACCGAACGCCAGAGAUGAUCGAUCUCUACUCCAACUUUCCCAUCAAUGAGAAGCAAGACAUCUGGGCUCUGGGAUGCAUCCUCUACCUGUUGUGUUUUAAACAGCAUCCAUUUGAGGAUGGAGCCAAGCUACAAAUUGUCAAUGGGAAGUACUCCAUGCCUCAGAACGACGUGAAAUACACUGUGUAUCACGACCUCAUACGUUCCAUGUUGAAGGUGAACCCAGAGGAGCGUCUGUCUAUUACAGAGUUGGUCAACCAGCUCCAGGAGAUAGCAGCAGCACGCAACGUCAACCCCAAGUCCCCCAUUACUGAGCUGCUGGAGCAGAACGGAGGUUUUGGCAACAAUGGAGCACAGCCAUCAAUGCAGAUCCACAACAGCCACAACAAUGCAGGUGUAUAUGACCCCGAUCAGUCUGGCAGUGGCCUGUUUGAUAUCUUGAAGGGAGGAACAGAACGCUUCCUGACAAACAUAAAGGAUACUUCCUCCAAGGUCAUCCAGUCAGUAGCUAGCAACCCAAGCUAUGCUAAAGGGGACCUGGAUAUUUCUUACAUCACCUCCAGAAUUGCAGUCAUGUCUUUCCCAGCAGAAGGGGUGGAGUCUGCGAUAAAGAACAACAUUGAGGAUGUCCGUCUGUUCCUCGAUUCACGUCACGCUGGCCACUACGCUGUGUACAACCUCUCCAAACGAUCAUACAGGCCUUCUCGAUUCCACAACAGGGUUUCAGAGUGUAAUUGGCAGCUGCGCCGUGCCCCUAACCUCCGCAGUCUCUACAGCGUAUGUAAGAACAUGCAUCUAUGGCUCAAACAGGACCAGAGGAACAUCUGUGUGGUACACUGUCUGGAUGGCAGAGCAGCAUCAGCAGUGGCAGUUUGCUCCUUCCUGUGUUUUUGCCGCCUUUUCACCACCGCUGAGGCAGCAGUCUACAUGUUCUCAAUGAAACGCUGUCCACCAGGCAUAGCACCUUCACACAAGAGGUAUAUAGAGUAUAUGUGUGACAUGAUGGCAGAGGAGCCCAUCAUCCCUCACAGCAAGCCUGUAGUUAUUCGCUCCAUCAUCAUGACACCAGUGCCACUGUUCAACAAGCAGCGUAAUGGGUGCCGGCCAUUCUGCGAAGUCUACGUUGGGGACGAGAGGGUGCUCACCACAUCACAGGAGUAUGACAGGAUGCAGGAUUUUAAGAUGGAAGAUGGGAAAGCGGAGAUUCCUCUCAAUGUUACCGUUCAAGGAGACGUGCUGGUGGUGAUCUAUCAUGCAAGAUCUACGCUGGGAGGACGUCUGCAGGCAAAGAUGGCGUCCAUGAAAAUGUUCCAGAUCCAGUUCCACACAGGCUUUGUACCAAGAAAUGCAACGACUGUCAAGUUUGCCAAGUAUGAUUUGGAUGCCUGUGACAUCCAGGAGAAGUACCCAGACUUGUUCCAGGUCAACUUGGACAUUGAGGUUGAACCCAGGGAGAGGCCCAGCACCAAGACUCCUCCAUGGGAGGGCUUUCAAACCAAAGGCCUCAACCCCAAGAUCCUUUUCUCCUCUCGUGAUGAGCAGCAAGAGAUCCUCAGCAAAUUUGGUAAGCCCGAGUUGCCUCGUCAGCCAGGUUCUUCUGCGUUUUAUGACUCAGAGUCGGCCCAGCCAGCUCAAACCCCAGACAGCUCCAAUGCAACAGAACCAGAGUCUCCGAUGAGCAAUGAUACUAAUUCCAGCAACUUUUUCCAGACCCUAGACUGGGAAGAUGUACGUAGCGCUCAGGAUGCCUCAGACAGUCAAGAAGGAGGAUAUAUGAAUGAACAGGAGGAUCUGAGUGAUCAGUCAGAAGGAGAGUCCUAUUCUUACUCUGCCACCAGUGGAGAGCCAAUGUCACGUGACCACAGCGAGCCGCUGUUUGAUUCUGACUUUCAGACGGCUUCUCCUGCAACACAGGAGGCUCCUCCUGAAGACACAGCUGACCUCUUGGGGUUGAACUCUGACCCUCAACCUCCAACCAUGUCCUCAACUUCGUCCUCUGCUCCACAACACGGAGACCAGGGAGGAAUGAAAGGUGCUUCUAGCAACAGCGACCUCCUUAAUGACUUAUUUGCACCUCCUGCUGGUCAGACUGGAGCAGUGCAGGAAGACUUGUUCUUCAGUGGGCCAGCCAGUGGAGCCACACCAGACCAAAAACCCAUGGGGGAUCUUUUUGAUCCGUUUGGGAUGGGGUCGGGUUCUGGUGUUGGCUCCAGCGUUGGUUCAUCUCGACAAGCCUCUGGACCAGACCUGUUUGGAGACUUGUUGGGUUCUGAUAGUUCAGCAACCAGUGGAUUUGGUUCAGCUCACAGUAACGCCACUCCUGCUUCCAACACCAGCCUCUUCAACCUCAAUAAGCUUGUAAAUGAUACCCCUAAAAUGACAUCAUCAGCCAGCCAACCAGACCUGCUGGGUGGGUGGGACAGCUGGGCAAAAGGAACCACUGCUGGCAUGAGCACCACUGCCAGUAAACCAAGUUAUACCAACACAGCUUCUGGUAUGCCAUCCAUGUCAAAGGCCAAGUCUCAGACCUUUGAUCCUUUUGCUGACCUAGGAAACCUGAGCUCCAACUUGCCAGGUAGGAGCUCAGGUUCCUCCAGCAGUAAUUUUUCUGGGCCAUCCUUCGGCACAAAGGGUCCUUCUUCCUCUUCUUCCUCUGCUAAGCCUCAAACUCAGCCAUGGCAGUCUGCAAGACCCACCUCAGCCCAGAACAAACCUUGGAUAUCUGGAUCUGGCCCCAAAGGGUCUUCAGCUUCUCAGCCUGCAGGAACACAGUCCUCUAAACCCAACUACAACCUUAACUUCUCCAGUGUGAUCGGUGGGAGAGAAGAGAGAGGAGUUCGUGGGCCUGGAUUUGGGCCCAAGCCAAAGGUAAAGGAGGAUGAUUUCGGGGAUCUGCUCUCAACUCAGGGUUUUGCUUCUAAACCUGACAAGAAGGGACCAAGGACCAUUGCUGAAAUGAGGAGACAGGAGAUCACAAAAGACAUGGAUCCUCUCAAAUUACAGAUGAUCUUUAUGGAACUGAACGACGCCUGGUCAGAGUUUGAGAACCAGGGAUCCAAAGCACUCUUCUAAAAUCCUGGCCUGGAUUCCAGCUAGACCAGACCAGACCGGACCAGGCCGGACUGGAUUUGGCCUAACAAAACAGGAGACUGGGCCAGAUUGGACAGGACUGAGCCCACAUUGGGCCUUAGGGGCAAAAAGCCUCUGAGAGGUGUCCUCUCUUCCAUUCCCUCCCCCCUCCUUUACUUUCUUCUGUUUCUUCGAUCAAAAAAAAAAAAAAAGACCUUUUGCCUCAUGUCUGGCUGUAAUGAAAGUUUCCUUGCUGGUCUAUAAACAGCCAGUUAAAUAAACAUUGUGAUCGGUCUUAAACUCACUGCCUACCUGCAUGACUGCCUGAGUGGUGCUGCAAACAUCAGGAGGAAGGAUUAAACAACAAUCACUGAGAAGACAAAGUGGGAACAAAAUCAGAUAAUACAAGGACUUCUAAAAUUAUCAAGAUGACUAUCAUGAUAGUGAUAUUCAGAUAAAACACCCCAACACUAAUACAUUAGCUGUAGCUGAAUAGUUAAUUCAUUUGUGCUCGACACUUGUGCAAACAACCGGUCCUUAACUGAGUGGCAAACCUAAACUGAGCGUGGCUGUAAAAUAGCUAGCAUGUCAGCCAACAUGAACGUUUGCAGAAUGUUGUCCUGAAAAAUCAGUUUUUAUGUUUAGUUGCCUCAAAAGAGCCAAUGCUGCUGCUGAAUCAUACUUGCUGUAGCAGGGAUUGGAUUUUUUUUUAAAAAGAUCCUGCAGUAAUGCAGAAGUAGGAUUUAAAUCUCCCCAGGAUUUUUAAACAUAAGAUCUAUUGAAAAUGACCUGUAUUACCUGUACUGCUGCACCUUCAGGGGUGAAGGCUUCUUUGGGGUUUGUUCUCCAGACAAUUGCCUGCUGAACACUACUAGUGCUGCUUGUACCAUGCUAAUUUAUUUUGCUGCACACACUCCUGAGAUUGAUGUUAAAUCAUGCUAUAAACUCAAGUGGGCAGUCUGUUGUUUUUGAAGUGCUCUUUUAAUCCCUCCCACUCAAGCUACACCAUGUAGCUAACUGCAUGCUCUCCUACACCAGACCUCUAAACAACUUGAGGUAGUAUGUUUGAUUUUUUUUUAAACCAGGGUAGUCCACAUGGGCAGCAGCUUUUCUUCUUUUUCUUUUUUUUUUUUUUUUGGAUGAAGUGCUCUUUUUCUUGUAGCAGAAAUGGAGAAGGGAUCUCCAUCGUAACUGUCAUUAAGCCCUCUCUGUCUCUUUAAACUUCGCCCACCUCCAGCAUUUAGUUUUGUUUUUUGCAAGAGGAGUAACUGAAGGAUCGAAAAAGAGAAAAUGGUGAUUUAACCUAGUUGCUCUGUGUUUUCUGUUUUCUUGUUUUUUUGGGGGU
Molecule: messenger RNA, 5269 nt
Organism: Neolamprologus brichardi
Lineage: Eukaryota; Metazoa; Chordata; Actinopteri; Cichliformes; Cichlidae
Source: RefSeq, a predicted model, not a curated record